Paramisgurnus dabryanus is the source of this 1830-nucleotide messenger RNA. Lineage: Eukaryota; Metazoa; Chordata; Actinopteri; Cypriniformes; Cobitidae. The record is from RefSeq and is a predicted model, not a curated record.
CUUUACUAAAACUGCUAGCAGUUUGAAAGAGUGCUUUUAACAGUAGAGUGGGUUUGUUUUUGCUUUUCGUUGUCACGACGUUCUUUUAGGCAGCUAACAGAAAAACAAACACACAGAGAAGAUGUCCUCGGAUGAAAUGGAACGCAACAGUCCAGUGUUACCAAGAGAUUCAGACAGAGGCAGCUCGGUUUCCUCAGAACUACAGGAAGAGUAUGAAGAACUUCUUCGGUAUGCUGUUGUGACUCCCAAAUAUGAACCAGGCAUCCCAUUACACCUGUUAAACACAAGUCAGCUCUGCAAAAAUUCACAGCAUUCUGCUAAAACAGAUGCACCAGUUCAACCUCCUGCAGAUAAUGAAGGGCUCUCAAACACUGUGGUGACAUCAAGAGCAACUCAACCCUUAGAAGAAUACAGACCACCAAGUCGCACAUCUGAGGGUGAGAGCUUGGCAGCCAGGUCUGUUGCAUCUGAAGAAAGGUCCGAAAGGACACAGACUGGGUCAGAUAGAUCAGGACAGGACAGUACUGAUGUUCUGAUCACCCACAUGACUGAGAUGUUCAUCUCAGAGGAGAAUCUGAACAAGAUGGAGAACAUUUUAGACACCUGGACCACAAACCUUAAGAGUAAUGUGAUGAUGGAGCUGAGGAAGUGGAAGCUGGCCUUUGUGGAGCAGCACAGGCUGGAGCUUAAGAGGGAAAGGGAGAAACAUGCAGCGCAUGUGGCCGCUGUAAAUGCUGAGAUGGAUAGUCUCAAAGACCUGCUUAACACCUACCAGAUCUCUAACCAGAGGAAAGAUGAGGUGAUCGCAAAUCUAAGCAGGGCAGUUGACAGGCAGCGCGAGAAGAUGGGGUUGAUGAGGAGUUUCACUCAGUGGAGACUGCGGCACUGUGCCGUUAAAGAGGAGGCUCAAGGGGCCAGGUUGGCUGAGCAGCACUAUCAUUUGCAGCUCAAGAGGAAGGUGUGGGCAGGCUGGCACUCGCUCAUUCAGAACAGGUGGCGGGAGCGUGUGGAGAAAGCGUGUUGUGCCAGGGCUGAGGACAUCUGCAUGCAGCUUUCUACAGAGUAUGAAGCUAAGGUGGCACAGCAUGUAGAGGAGCUCCAGAAAGCACAAAGCGAGAUCCAGAGGCUGCACGCGGAGCGAGAGCACUAUGAAGACUCUAUGAAGAAAGCUUUCAUGCGCGGGGUCUGUGCGCUCAACAUUGAGGCCCUUAGCAUGUUUAACACUGGAGAAACAGGCAGAUUAGACCGUGAUGCUCCACCUUCAUCAGAUGAGCCAGGCACCAGCUCAAUGGCCAAUCAACCACCACGGACUGUCUCAUCUGCAUGGCAUAGUCCAGUUGUCACAGAGGCUUCAAUACAGCUUCCUCCCUCUCACAGCAGUACAGAGUAUGCAGAGGCGGAGCGUUUUUUCAGUCAGACUGGUGCAAGCAUAGCACCGAGAAAAGAAAGCGUUCUUUCAACCACAGUGGUGAACUCUACUGGACCACCAGGAGGCAGCACAAGCUCAUUCAGACAGGCGAAUGCACAAAUAGUAACAGCUGGCAAACAGAAAGCCUCUAAGACGGUAACUGCUCGUUUGACAGGAAGAGUAGAGUCUAACCGGAUGAGCCGUCCCGGUUCCUCCAUGCAUGUAAUGGGCGUAGCCCCACCCAUGAGUUCAGUUAUCGUGGAAAGACAUCACCCUGUCACUCAGCUUACUGUUGGGCAAGCAACAGCAGCUAAGUUCCCCCGCUCUGUCUCCAGCAACGAGAGGUCUUCCAGUCAGACCAGAGCCCCUUCCUCCUCUGCCUAUCACCUUCACUCUAUCAAAGUAGUGGACUAACCCACGUA